Miscanthus lutarioriparius is the source of this 1413-nucleotide messenger RNA. NCBI's taxonomy places the organism in Eukaryota, Viridiplantae, Streptophyta, Magnoliopsida, Poales, Poaceae. The record is from the annotation of a GenBank genome assembly.
AUGACGAAAGAAACGUGGGUGAAGAUGAUGUUCCUGGAUGGGUGCUUCAUCCUCAAGCACCUGUGCGACUAUGCGCUCGGCAUCAACGAAAAGGAGCUGCACCAGUCGAGGUGGGUACCGGCACAGCUGCGCAGCGACCUCACCUUGCUCGAGAACCAGAUCCCCUUCGCUGUGCUGCUGGCGCUGUUCGACCACCUGGCGCCACGGGACCUCCUGCCGCGCAGCGCUGACGAGAAGAAGAAGAGGCGCAGGCUGCUGGACAUGGCGCUCUGGUACAUGCUCAGAGGGCCCUUGUCCUUGCCCCCGGGGAAGAGGCCCACGGAUGAGCUGGGCGUGGACCCCGAGGUGCCGGUCGACCACCUGCUGCACCUGCUCCACGUGGCACACUGUGCCCAGCUCGACACCGCGCAGAGGCGCCGACGGCCCCCGGAGAGAGACCUGCGGGGCUGUGCCUCUGCCCUGCCGAUCCGGAUGAUGAGGCUGCUGCGGUGCCUGUGCAUGCUCGGCUAUGAGCACGGCCCGGGCGACACUAAACUCGACGGUCACAGCAUGGAGAACGUCCCGUCGGCGGCGGAGCUGAAGGCCAUGGGCAUCUGGAUCACGAGGACGACGACGACGACGACGGGGCCUGGGCCUCACCACGGCGGGGCGCUGCUCGACGUGCGCUUCAUGGAGGACCGCGUGAGGCUCGAGAUCCCGCCGCUGUACGUGGAGCAGACCACGGCGCCGCUGCUGCAGAACCUCAUCGCGUUCGAGCAGCAGGUGGGCGCCGACGACGGCGGCGACUACUGCACCACGUACGCCUUCCUCAUGUACAACCUCGUCAGCACGCGGGAGGACAUCACCCUGCUGCAGGAUCUCCGCAUACUGCACAACAACUUUGGAAGCGAUAAAAAGGAGCGAAGCAUGACCUCGGCGGGCGAACACGGAGAGCUCCGGUGGGGCGCGAGCGGUGGCGCGCGGGCGAACAAGGGCACAGGCCCAAGCGAGUCUGUCAGGCGGCCGCGAGCUCCGACGGAGGUCAACUUGCUGGCUGCCAUCUGCAUGCGGCUGGGUUGUGCCGCUAUCGAGGGGCACCUUCCGCGCGAGCCGGGCCAUGCCGCCGCCGGGGGCAUCGACGAGAGGGAGGGGGCCGUGGCCGAGGGCACCGGAGAGAGGAAGGGGCCGCCGUCGGUCAUCAAUUACUUCAAGAACUUGUGUGUGUGGAACCGGCGCAGCGGAUCGACCCCCAUUGACAAUGUGCUGAGAGAUCUGAGGAGAUGCAGAGUGUUGCAUGUGUACCGUGAUUUGGCAGAGGUGAAGAACUACAUCAACAGCCCAGUCAAAAUACUUCUACUCAUCAUUUCUGCCAUGGUUGCGUUGUCCACAGUCAUGCAGGCUCUCAUGGCCAUCCGACCACCAACCGGGCACUGA